Molecule: messenger RNA, 4599 nt
Organism: Priapulus caudatus
Lineage: Eukaryota; Metazoa; Priapulida; Priapulimorpha; Priapulimorphida; Priapulidae
Product: mitochondrial glutamate carrier 1-like
Exons: 10
Coding region: 214-1152 (312 amino acids)
Biological process (GO): L-glutamate transmembrane transport; aspartate transmembrane transport; malate-aspartate shuttle
Molecular function (GO): L-aspartate transmembrane transporter activity; L-glutamate transmembrane transporter activity
Source: RefSeq, a predicted model, not a curated record
UCACAACCUGCCUGGAAAGUAAACGAAAAACGUUUUUUCAGUCGUGUGAAUGUCAGGCACACACUGUACAGUAUACUAGAGAGAGGUCACCAAAAGAAAUCACAGCUAGGAAACUACGUUUAUCUAGCUAAAAUAGAUACAACUUGGGGCUCCUUGUAGAUUGCUCCGAUUCUUGUCUGCUGACCUUCAAGUACGCAGGAGAAGACACAAGUGAUGGCAGCUCCGACACCGAAGAAGCAAUUUCCUAUUGUGCCAAAGAUUGUCAAUGCUGGCAUUGCUGGUGUGGUUGGUGUCAGCUGUGUAUUUCCAAUUGACCUGGUAAAGACUCGUCUACAGAAUCAACAAAUUGGACCAAAUGGGGAACGCAUGUACAAGAGCAUGCUUGACUGUGGAAAGAAGGUAUUCAAAGCAGAGGGCUUCCUGGGAAUGUACAGAGGUUGCGCAGUGAAUGCAUUGCUUAUAACUCCAGAAAAAGCCAUUAAAUUAGUAGUAAAUGAUUUAAUGAGGCACAAGCUUAGCAAAGAUGGACAGUCGCUGUCUCUACCACGCCAGAUGAUAGCGGGUGGAAGUGCUGGAUUGUGCCAGAUAGUGGUCACAACUCCAAUGGAACUACUUAAAAUACAACUGCAAGAUGCAGGCAGAUCAGCCCAAAAAGGUAGCCAGCCAGUAGCUAGGAAGUCUGCGCUAACCAUUACUAUGGAAUUAUUGAGAACAAAAGGAAUCUUUGGUCUCUACAAGGGGAUGGCUGCGACCAUGCUACGAGACGUUGUCUUCUCUCUAAUCUACUUCCCGCUAUUUGCCAACCUUAAUAAACUAGGCCCUCGCAAGUCGGAUGGUAGCGGGGAGGCUGUCUUUUACUGGAGCUUCAUCUCUGGUUGUGCAUCGGGAUCGGCAGCAGCUCUUUGUGUUAAUCCAUUUGAUGUUGUGAAGACCAGGUUGCAGACACUUACUACGGCAGCCGGUGAUCGCACUUACACUGGAAUUCCGGAUGCUUUUCGGCAAAUCCUGAAGUAUGAGGGUGUGAAAGCAUUCUUCAAGGGAGGUGCCGCCCGUAUGAUCGUCAUAGCACCACUGUUUGGUAUCGCACAGAUGGUCUACUAUUUUGGCGUGGCUGAGAGCAUUAUGGGGAUUGAACAGCAUGCAACUGUGUAACACUAGAUGGCAGCACUGGGGGGCAAGAAACUGUUGACGCUUUUUACUAGUCUACUAAUUAGUUUUCUGUUAUUUACACUACGCAUCAGCUGUGAUGGAGCGGUUGGGAGUAUUAGAGGCUCUCUGGUAUUACGAAUAAUAAUUGUAGGUUAAGAUUAUAGAUUUCCAUCUUCUUCAGAUUAGCAGUGAAAAUAAAGUGCUUCUCUGUGUGUGACUAGCAUUGCAAGAGUGCUUGAUAGACUGAUGUAUGGGUAUGUGCGAUGCACCAGCCACCGGUUAGGUUAGGCCAAAACAAAAUAUAUGUGUGGUUACUGUUACAUGCCGAAAAAAAUAGGGUAGGUAGGUAGGGAAAACAUUUUAUUUUCUUGAAAUAUUUUAUUUACGAACCAUGUCUGAAGGAUGUGCGUUGUGCCUUUUGAAGCAGGAACUGGAAUUCAUAUUUUUUUAAAUUUUAAAUUUUUUUACUUUAAAGAAAAUUUACUGUAAAAUGUUUAGGAUCGCUGGGAAUAAAUAGGGUCGGUCGGGAAACCGUAACCACACCUAUAUUUUGUUUUGGCCUUACAAUACUAGGACCACUUCUUUACAUGGUUUGCAUCUAGAAUGCAGGUGAAAUCAACUAGUAGGACCAAAUUCGUAUCUACAAAAUGGAUCGUAACGGAGCAAUAAUAUAUUUUUCCCUUGAGUCCACAUAUAAUAUAUAUUCUUUCACCUAUGUUUUAGCCCAUGUGUAUUAACCCAACCAGGCUGUGUGACUAACGUCAAUAUACACGUUAGGUCCCCUAACCCUAGCAAAGACCGUUUCUUGGAGCUACAUGUGUAUCAUCAGUACUGUAUGUAAGCUUGUUCAAAUAGUCAUCCUCUGCUACCAUAUGCAAUGUACGAAAUUAUGCAUAUCACUAAGUAGUUUUAGAACCUUAUUCAAUUAUUACUUGUACAAAUAAUGGAGUAUAGACUAAAAUUAUUGAUAAACACUCAUUCUAGACAUUCUUACAUAGCAACAUAUAGUCAAGAGCGUAUUGUGUAUGUACUUAAUACGCUCUUGAUAUAGUACAUAUGCAGUAUAUAAGAUUAACCAUAUAUCGACCCGAUAGGUUGAAUCAGAAUCGAAUUCAGAGUUUGGUGCAGUUUUAUAGCGCCAGCUUGUUCAAUGUACAGUUGCUAGUUAUAUUGACUGCUUAUAUGCUCAUCACAUUAAAUUCCUAGAAUUUCAAACUGUAUUAUCACACGUCUAUACGGUUGUGUUUGCUAUGUAAUAUGUUGGCUAAGUACACGUUGCUGGGUGCUGUGGGGUGUGAGCAGAUACCACCAGUAGAAUAGCUGUUAUCAGGGGCGUGUACAGGGGGGGGGUCCAGGGGGUCUGGACCCCCCCCCCUGCUCGCGCAGAAAAUGCAUUUUAGAGGGGUCUAAUUACAAAAAUUCCCCAGACCCCCCCUUCGCGUGCUCGCAACCUUCAGUUAUGGUUAGUCCCCUUCCUGGUAAAAAUCCUGUACACGCCCCUGGUUAUUGUGCAUUAAUAUGCGAAAUAUACUUGAAUGUUGGCCUGGGGGCCAUUGUCAGAAACAAAAUUAGUCUAAGCAUUAACUUUUUGAUGUUUCUGACAAUGGCCCCAGCCUUUUGGGGCCUUGUAUAUUAUAAUUUGUCUAAUAUAAUACCAGGAGUGACUAAAAACAAUGUUUUUUUCCACUCCUGAUAAUAAUAGCUGAUUCAAACGCAUGCUUCCAAAUUUACUGCAUUGUAUUGUCCAUAUAUGUAAUAUUCUGGAUAGGCUAUCUCUACAUUUCUAUAAUAUUGUUAGUCAUGUGACAUAAAUUAACAUUGUUAUGAACUUCUCUCUCAGCAAUCACUCUAAGAUAUGUUAGUGAUUGUUCGAGUGAAUUAGCUGUUACUAGAUGACCAAAUAAACCAUUAAUGUUUAUUGGUGCUGAGGAUAUAGGAGAUGUUAUUGACUAGUGUAAUCGUAUUAUAGUAGCAAUAUAUCGUAAGCAUUGUUGCAGUGUGUGCAUUUAUUACGGUUGAACCUUGUGAAUCUGGCAUUCCAUAAUCUUACAACUUACAUAAGCUUAUAUUAUUCCUGGCGCAGUUUUAUAGUGGCUCAGCAAUAUUUCGAGAGGACAUUCUUUUUUUUAUGAAAUCAUGAUCAUCCGUCGUUCCAUGUGUCUGAAAUAUGUAAUCGUGUUUCUACACAUCGAGAAUAAACUUCAAUAUAAGCUCGGCUUAGGCUUAGGUAUGCUGCCGUUAAAUUCAGUGUUCUUGGGUUCACGGAUUAUUGAGGUUUAAUUGUUUGCGUAAUAUGCACGUUAAACAGCCUUGAUUUGCGACGUUAUUGGAAUUUAAUUGCUAAUACGUAAUAUAGGCCAACGGAAUGCAAGUUUUAAAUAUAUUUUUAUGCUAAUGUGUGAAGAAAGCGCUUAGCAUUUAAAAAGUUUAUUUAACACGUUUUUUGUUAUAUGCCUCUAAUGUUUUUUGUGCCGCGAAUGUAUCCUUGAUUGCUCGCCAAACUGGAGGUAUGUGAUUGCACAUGCGUGUAUGGGCGUUCGUGCGUGCAUGUGCGCGUUCGUACAUGCGCGCCGCGUAUGUGUGUGCAUACGUAUAAAUAUUCAUGUGUGUUUAAAAGACGUGCUAUGAAACGAUUGCUGCUGAGAUGAAGUGCCAUUCCCGUGAUUUCUAGCCACACGUUUUAUGUAUGUACGUUUACUGCUGUGUUUCCUUACGACGGCUCGUUCAAAAUGCAUCUACCAGAUCUACCAGAUGCAACAUGUAGGUUACAGCUCUAUACGUAUACAUACACACGGUGAAUACUGUCACGAUGGUUUAAUAUUUCAGUGAUUCUACCUCGUAGAAGUCUAGGUGGUGCUAUCUAAAAAAAAAAGUGCUUCAAAUGUACAUUUAGUGAACAGAAAACUCAAUAUCGCAGAGUGUAUGUAGAGUGCUUCCGUGUCUUUGCAUGGUUUGUUGGCGCAGUAUUAAAUGUAUGCGCUUUUUACUUGUACACAACUUAUGACUCAAGGGGGGGGGGUGAACUUGCGUCAUCUUAUAUUUAAAUAAAUAGGACCAGGUGGUGUGUACAGCGAAGUAUCUGGGUUUUAAAAAAAGUUGCAUUUUAAAUGUUUAAUGUAUUCGCGUAUAGGUAAAUUCCAUGCCAUGCUGAACACGUCGUUCGAAACGUGAAAAUAGGCUAUGGCUAACCAGUCGACGCCGCAUCAGCGGGGCCACAAAGACAAGACGCUCAUGGCGAACUUGUUGGGGGUGUUAAUUUCGCGAGCUCUGUACGUCGUGAAUGGUUAGAGAACAUUCUGCUUUCAUUGACCAGUGGUAUAAUCACAGUCGUACUGCGCACGUACCAGUGCAAUGUCUACGUCUUGAGUGUAACUUCUGAGAUGUACUAUAUUGCGAUUGUGUACCAAUUGUCAUCAAUAAAAGAACAGGUUAAGCCGUGAUGAUGUGAUA